This is a messenger RNA of Aplysia californica (California sea hare), 1001 nucleotides long. RefSeq names its product actin-like. The record is from RefSeq and is a predicted model, not a curated record. Lineage: Eukaryota; Metazoa; Mollusca; Gastropoda; Aplysiida; Aplysiidae.
GAAUCCGGGCUUCGCUGUGUGUUGACCUGGUUGCCAGCCCACCCACUGAAGACAACACGGGCCUGCUCCUGUCGCUUGGCGGUGAGUGGGCGUGGAAAACUUGAGGGUAUUUCCCUUACGACCUGGCUCGCAUCCCCCCACUGCAUGAUGGGACUUGUUGGUUCACGAUGGCUUCGAUCUAGUUGAGCGGCCAGGAACUGUCGUGGUACAUGCUCCGACUGCUCACAGACGCGGGUCACGUGAUCACCGGCUCACCCACCGAGCAGCUCCGACUGGCAGAGGACGUCAAGGAGCGACUGUGCCGUGUGGCGCCGGAACCCUUACAGGAAAAAGACUCGAACUCAGACCAGCCAGGUUGUAGCAGCACCGAGGAGACGGAGGAGUAUCCUCUGCCCGACGGCUCAAUCUUCUCUGUGGGCCGGGAGAGGUUCCUGUGUCCCGAGAGCAUCUUCCAGCCGCCCCUGCGCGGGGAAGAGAUGCCGGGGCUGCACGAGAUUGUCCACAGCGCCAUCCGGAGAUGUGACCCUGACCUUCAACCUGUCAUGUCCGCCAACGUCCUGCUGUGCGGCGCCGCCUCCCUCUUCCCUGGUCUGGGCGACAGGUUCCAGGCCGAGAUGGACAAACUGGCGGAGGUCAAGGCCGGGGACUACAAGGUCAAGGUCACGCAUAUACAGGAUCCUCACACUGCGUUCCGGGGCGGCUCACGUCUGGCUGCCAGUGAGGAGUUUGUUCAUCGUUACCUGACCCGAGAGUUUUACGAGGAGUAUGGGCCCAGCGCUGUCGUUAGACAUUUUAUAUGAUCAUGGGUCUCAACUCAGAAUUCUAAAAAGGAGGAACUUUCCGGGUGAUCGCCACAGAAGCCCUUUUUCGCGAAACACCCAUUAUUAUUAUACUGUUGAAUCCUAGAAUGCAGAAAUGAAAACUAUCAAUUUAUCAAAGCAAGGUUAUUUCACACCAAUUUGAGGGUUUGGGAGAUAAUUUCAAGUAAGAGUCACGUACCA